Messenger RNA from Prunus mume (Japanese apricot), 1734 nucleotides. The record is from RefSeq and is a predicted model, not a curated record. Lineage: Eukaryota; Viridiplantae; Streptophyta; Magnoliopsida; Rosales; Rosaceae.
AUGAGUGAGAUAGAAAGAUUAUUAAUGGAAGAAGAAGAUAUCCAUACCAAGGAUGGAACAACAGAUUACCAAAACAGGCCUGCAAUCAAGAAGAACACAGGAACAUGGAAAGCUUGCCCUUAUAUUCUAGGAAAUGAAUGCUGUGAAAGAUUGGCUUACUAUGGGAUCAACACAAAUCUUGUUAAUUACCUCAAGUUUCAACUGAACCAGAGGAAUGUGGUUGCUGUCAAUAAUGUCACAAAUUGGUCAGGCACUUGCUAUGUGACCCCAUUACUUGGAGCAUUUCUAGCUGAUGCAUACUUAGGAAGAUACUGGACAAUUGCUGCCUUCUCCAUCAUCUAUGUUUUUGGAAUGACAUUGUUGACCUUAUCGGCAUCACUCCAAGGACUAAAACCUCCCUGUGACACAAACAAUGUGUGUCAUCCAACAGGGUUACAAGCAGGGGUGUUUUUUAUGGGGCUUUACCUCAUAGCACUUGGAACUGGAGGCAUAAAGCCUUGUGUCUCAUCAUUUGGGGCAGACCAAUUUGAUGACUCUGAUGAGGCUGAGAAAAAGAACAAGGGAUCCUUCUUCAACUGGUUCUAUUUCUCAAUCAACAUUGGUGCCCUUGUGGCUUCCUCUGUGCUUGUGUGGAUACAAACAAACGUUGGAUGGAGUUGGGGCUUUGGCAUCCCAGCUGUGGCGAUGGCACUUGCUGUUGUGAGCUUCUUUUCGGGUACCCGGUUGUAUCGAAACCAGAGGCCUGGUGGGAGUCCCCUGACUCGCAUUUGUCAAGUGUUUGUUGCAUCCUUCAGGAAAUUCAGAGUAAAAGUUCCUGGUGACAAGUCUCUGUUGUAUGAAACUGCUGAUGAGGAAUCUGUAGUCAAAGGAAGCCGAAAGCUUGAUCAUACAGAAGAGUUAAGUUUAUUGGAUAAGGCCGCGGUGGAGACUCCAUCAGAUAAAAUCAAAGGCUCAGUGAUGGCAUGGAGACUCUGCACUGUGACCCAAGUUGAGGAGCUCAAGUCCCUUGUAAGGUUGCUUCCCAUAUGGGCAACUGGCAUAAUCUUCUCAGCAGUCUACAGUCAAAUGGGGACAUUGUUUGUGCUCCAAGGCAACACAAUGGACCUCCACGUCACCAAAUCCUUUGAAAUCCCAUCUGCCUCACUCUCCCUCUUUGACACAAUCAGUGUCAUCUUCUGGGUUCCUGUUUAUGACCGUUUGAUAGUUCCAUUUGUGAGAAAAUUCACAAAAAGAAACAAUGGCUUCACCCAACUCCAGAGAAUAGCAAUUGGGCUUGUGAUCUCCAUUUUUGCCAUGUUGGCUGCAGGGACUUUGGAGCUUGUGAGACUAAAUGAAGUGAGAAAGCACAAUUAUUAUGACCUCAAGCACAUGCCCAUGUCCAUUUUUUGGCAGGUUCCACAGUAUUUUAUCAUUGGGUGUGCUGAAGUUUUUACCUUCAUUGGGCAAUUGGAGUUUUUUUAUGAGCAGGCUCCUGAUGCCAUGAGGAGCUUGUCCUCUGCUCUUUCUCUCACAACUGCUGCUUUGGGCAGCUAUUUGAGCACCAUGCUUGUCAAUAUUGUGACUGAUGUGAGCACCAGAGAUGGCAAGGUUGGCUGGAUACCAGAUAACUUGAAUUAUGGUCACCUUCACUACUUUUUCUGGCUUUUGGCUUGCUUGAGUGUGAUUAAUUUAGGGUUCUAUCUUUUGGUUGCUAGAUGGUACACUUACAAAAGAGCAGUGGUGCCCAAUCAUUGA